This is a messenger RNA of Drosophila montana, 2318 nucleotides long. RefSeq names its product sorbitol dehydrogenase-like. Gene Ontology annotation, biological process: D-sorbitol catabolic process. Gene Ontology annotation, molecular function: L-iditol 2-dehydrogenase (NAD+) activity; zinc ion binding. The transcript is spliced from 8 exons. The record is from RefSeq and is a predicted model, not a curated record. NCBI's taxonomy places the organism in Eukaryota, Metazoa, Arthropoda, Insecta, Diptera, Drosophilidae. Bases 74 to 1156 code for a protein of 360 amino acids.
UUGGCGUUUAGAACGUGCGGACCUUCAUCGCUCUCUAAAAAAAAUUCGCAUUAAAUAAAACAUUUAACCGAAAAUGGCAAAAGAUAACUUAACCGCUGUUUUACAUGGCAUUAACGACUUGCGAUUGGAGCAACGUCCUAUACCUGAAAUAUCCGAUGAGGAGGUUUUGGUGGCGAUGGAUAGCGUCGGUAUUUGCGGCUCCGAUGUGCAUUAUCUGACAAAGGGUCGGAUCGGGCACUUUGUGGUCACGAAGCCCAUGGUCAUUGGCCAUGAAAGUGCAGGCGUGGUGGCCAAAGUGGGUAGCAAGGUUAAGAACCUCGUUGUGGGCGAUCGGAUCGCCAUUGAGCCGGGCGUGCCUUGCUAUAAAUGCGAUCACUGCAAGCAGGGCAGCUAUAAUCUAUGCCCUGAUAUGGCAUUCUGUGCCACGCCACCCUACGACGGCAAUCUGACCCGGUACUACAAGCAUGCUGCGGACUUUUGUUUCAAGCUACCCGACCACGUCACGAUGGAGGAAGCUGCCCUCUUAGAACCGCUGUCGGUGGGCGUGCAUGCUUGCCGCCGUGCUGGCGUCGGGUUAGGCUCUAAGGUGCUUAUCCUGGGCGCAGGACCCAUUGGAUUGGUUACUCUACUGGUCGCGCAAUCUUUGGGUGCUACGGAGAUUUUGAUCACGGAUCUGGUGCAACAGCGUCUGGAUGUUGCUAAAGAACUCGGCGCCACACACACCCUGCUGCUGAAUCGCGAUGAUUCCGGAGAAGAAGUCGCGAAUCGUGUGCGUCAGAUAAUGAGUGCGGAACCUGAUAAGGCUAUCGACUGUUGUGGAGCGGAAAGCAGCACUCGGCUCGCGAUCUUUGCAACGCGAUCUGGAGGUGUUGUUGUUAUCGUGGGCAUGGGACCGCCGGAAAUGAAGCUUCCUCUGUUUAAUGCCCUGGCUCGAGAGGUGGACAUUCGCGGUGUGUUCCGAUACUGUAACGACUAUUCCGCUGCCCUGGCGCUGGUUGCCUCCGGUAGGGUGAAUGUAAAGCGCCUUGUCACACAUCAUUUCGACAUUACGGAGACCGCGAAGGCAUUUGAAACAGCUCGGGAUGGUCUGGACGGGGCCAUCAAAGUUAUGAUUCAUGUACAGCCGAGAAAUACCAAUAAUUCUGUCGAAUUUUAACUAUACGUUGAAGCAAUCCUUGUAAAAUAAUUCAAAAAUUUUUAAUGAAAUGUUUUUGGACACAACAUUAGUUUAGUGUAACAAAUUUUAUGUUUGAGAGCGUUUCGAUUAUUAUCUAAAUUAAUAGUUACACAUUUAAGCAGUUUUAUCUGUAGAUUUAAAUGGCCAAUAGAAAUAUUCAGAGAUUAUCGCGUAGCCUACAAGGCUUUUUACCCAGCAGGUGUCUGCGACAUUUGCAUAAUGAAGGAGCUAGCCUCGAUGAUCUGAUCAAGAAACGUAUGCUAAAGCUAUUGAUGCCAAAUGAAGCUUCGGCCACUUGCUGUAUAAUCCAUGAUACCAGUACAUUCCUCGCGGACAAGACUCCAAGAGAUGAAACAAUCGAUGCUCCACAGGAGAAGACCCCAAAAUCCUUUAUCCUUAUGUGCCAAAAGUCAACCGUAAGAAACAGCAAUUCAACGUUUAAAACGAGAGGACUUCUUUCAGUAAAUGAAAAUGAUGUUAUCUCAACUAAUCGCUGCUACAGCAAAAUUUCCAAGGAUUACCGACGUUUGGCAAGUACAACAAAAAGCAAGCAAUUAUUGUACUUUAUGUACUUCCAGUUUUGCAUGCCGAGGCAAGUUCCUUUGCACAAACUAAAAGAUAAUGAAAUGAGCACUUGUGGUGUUUGUCGGACAGAUCCUCACUGUCCGGAAUUCGGCGGCAUCGAUCAGAUUAAGGUGAAAAAAGUUAUGACCAUUGGCCAGGAAUGUUCCGGAGUAAUGGUUGAUGUGGAACGCAAGGCUAUAAAUCCUUAAUGGAUAUAUUUUUAAUAAGGUACCACCAACAUCCGGUUAACAUCUGCUAUAAACUGCCCGAUCAUGUGACCAUGGAAGAGGGUGCCAGUGGCCUGGUGCUUCAGGGUCCUUGUUCUGGGUGCAUAACCAAUUUCUACAGAGCAACGACUUCAGGAUGUGGCUAAGGAAGCUGAAGACCAAACGUGGUGCUAAAGAGAAGCCUCACAAGUCAAAUGACGUUUGAAAGAUCCCGUGAUACUCUAGACGUUGCAAUUAAAAUUAUAAUCAAUUGCAAUCCAGGGACACCAAUAAUUUCUAUAUAUUUCAGCCAAGUGCCUUCUGUUCAGUUUUUAAUAAAAUUUUAGGAGCAGACCUCUACUUAACAGUAA